AUGUCCAUUUUGUGUAAGUAUGAUCCCAAAGGUCAUUAUGCUAAUGUGGCUGAUGCCACGAAACGUCAACCUAUAAUCUCAGUCACUAGUGAAUUAGUAAUGAUGAAAAGAUCAACUUAUCCAAAUCAAGGAAACUCUAAAACUAGCGAUGAUAAAUCAAUAAAAGAUAGAAAAUCAAGAAAUGAAGAGUUAGAAAAAUUAGUAGAAAAAUUUAGUCCACCCCCAAAUAAAAAACAACCUCGCAAUGUAACAAAGAAUAUAAAUGAAGACCCACAAGAAGAAAGCUUCUCAAGGGCAAAAAGAUUGAAAUCUGCUAUAAACCAAGUCAAUGAAAUUAAAGUUCAAUAUAAUGCAGAAGUUCAACAUAAUGCAGUAAAUUUAACACGAUCAGAUGAAAAUUCUGCUGAACACUUAUAUACCACAGUUGAAAUGGAUACUAAUAGACUAUAUUUAGAUGAAGAACAACCAAAUAAUCUCGAUGAUGAAGACACACCUUAA
Molecule: messenger RNA, 498 nt
Organism: Racocetra fulgida
Lineage: Eukaryota; Fungi; Glomeromycota; Glomeromycetes; Diversisporales; Gigasporaceae
Source: the annotation of a GenBank genome assembly